CGAGAGCGCGAGCAGCGCGCUCCCGCUGCCCGCGUCGCCAUCUUUUUUCCCCCUCUGUCCGUCUGUCUGCCGUUGGCUUUGUCCGUCCACCGCGACGCCCCUCGCCUCCCCGCUGCGGGCUCAGCCCGCCGUCACCCUCUGCCCGCCGGGGUCCAGUCCCGGAGAGCCCCGGCCCCGCCAGCCCGAGCUGCGGCUGGGACCCAUUGUCCCGCGGUCUGUCUGUCCGGAGGCGGGGCCCGGGGACGCGGAGCGCCGAGGCAGAGGAUUCACAUCACUAGGAUUCAGGCGAGUUUACUUUGCUCCGUGGGACCGCACCAGAGCUGGAGGUCUGAAAAGAACUGUGUUUGGUAUGCAGAUAUGAUAGAAGACUGCCUGAAAGCUGCUUCCUUUGCCACUUCCUGUGGAGGCCUGUCUUUGCCAUUUGCGGUUUCUUUCUUCUUUUGGUUAGCACCUCACAAGGAGGUAGUGACAUAUCCAGUGGUGAAACUGGGAAAGACCAGAGCUUUUAUAUCAGGGAAACAUGUCCCGUAGGAAACAGACAAAUCCAAAUAAAGUUCACUGGGAUCAAGUAUUUGCUGGGCUAGAAGAACAAGCCCGACAAGCGAUGAUGAAAACUGAUUUUCCUGGAGACCUUGGCAGUCAGCGACAAGCUAUCCAACAACUAAGAGAUCAGGACUCCAGUAGCAGUGACAGUGAAGGUGACGAAGAGGAGACCACACAAGAUGAAGUAUCUUCCCACACAUCAGAGGAAGAUGGUGGGGUAGUCAAAGUGGAGAAAGAAUUAGAAAAUGCAGAGCAGCCUGUUGGUGGUGGGAAUGAAGUAGUAGAGCAUGAGGUCACAGAAAACCUAAAUUCUGACCCCUUGCUUGAACUCUGCCAGUGUCCCCUCUGCCAGAUAGACUGUGGGAGUCGAGAGCAACUGAUUGCACACGUGUACCAGCAUACUGCAGCAGUGGUGAGUGCCAAGAGUUACAUGUGCCCUGUCUGUGGACGGGCCCUUAGCUCCCCAGGGUCAUUGGGUCGCCACCUCCUAAUCCAUUCGGAAGACCAACGGUCUAACUGUGCUGUGUGUGGAGCCCGUUUCACUAGCCAUGCCACUUUUAACAGUGAGAAACUUCCUGAAGUACUUAAUAUGGAAUCCCUACCCCAAGUCCACAGUGAGGGCCCCUCCAGUGCUGAAGGGAAGGACAUUACCUGUAGUCCUCCAGUAUACCCUGCUGGAAUUCUGCUUGUGUGCAACAACUGUGCUGCCUACCGCAAGCUACUGGAAACACAGACCCCCAGUGUGCGCAAGUGGGCCCUCCGUCGACAGAAUGAACCUUUGGAAGUACGGCUACAACGGCUUGAACGAGAACGCACAGCCAAGAAGAGUCGGCGAGACAAUGAGACCCCAGAGGAGCGGGAGGUCAGACGCAUGAGGGACCGUGAAGCCAAGCGCCUGCAGCGCAUGCAGGAGACAGAUGAACAGCGAGCUCGCCGGCUACAGCGAGACCGUGAGGCCAUGAGGCUGAAGCGGGCCAAUGAAACUCCAGAGAAGCGGCAAGCCCGACUCAUCCGGGAGCGAGAAGCUAAGAGGCUCAAGAGGAGACUGGAGAAAAUGGACAUGAUGUUGCGAGCUCAGUUUGGUCAGGACCCUUCUGCCAUGGCAGCCUUAGCAGCUGAAAUGAACUUCUUCCAGCUGCCUGUGAGUGGGGUAGAGUUGGACAGCCAGCUUCUGGGGAAAAUGGCUUUUGAAGAACAGAACAGCAGCUCUCUGCACUGAACCACACCCUCCUGCCUGACUUCCCGUCCACUCCAGCCCAUAGGGAUCAGUGCUGCUGUCACCCAGGAGGCCAUAGUCCUUGCUGCCACAGGCAGGCCUGGGUUGGUUGCAGGGAAACCUGUGCACCCUCUGCAUGUGGGAACAUGAUGGGGUCAGGAGGGACCCAGCUCAAGGCAGCUCUGGAAAAAGGAGCAGGCACUCCAGAAACCUGGACUCCUCAGUCCACUGUGGCAGGCCAGGGUUAUGGGACUGUAGGACCCCAGUACAGUCCAUGAAGCUGUGAGGGCAAAUAAAUUAAUUUUAUCUUUACUGGC
Microtus oregoni (creeping vole) is the source of this 2076-nucleotide messenger RNA. It is a transcript of the gene Znf821, whose product is annotated as zinc finger protein 821. Bases 521 to 1762 code for a protein of 413 amino acids. NCBI's taxonomy places the organism in Eukaryota, Metazoa, Chordata, Mammalia, Rodentia, Cricetidae. Gene Ontology annotation, biological process: regulation of transcription by RNA polymerase II. The transcript has 9 exons. Gene Ontology annotation, molecular function: DNA-binding transcription activator activity, RNA polymerase II-specific; RNA polymerase II cis-regulatory region sequence-specific DNA binding. Gene Ontology annotation, cellular component: nucleus. The record is from RefSeq and is a predicted model, not a curated record.